AUGGUGAUGUUGGAUUGGAAAAAGCAAAAGGAAAAGAAAGAAGGAAAGAGAAAGGGAAAGGGAGGCGCUUACGCCAUGGGAUGGGAUCUGGUGGUGGCGAGCGACAACAGUGGCGGUGAGAAAAUAAGAGCGGGGGUGGGGGGCCCGACGUUCCUGUCGCCUUGUGACUGCCACUUCUUCCGUUCCCGUUCAUUUCCAGGCUUCCAGCUCCACAUCCUUUGGCCUCUUCCACCGUCUCAGCCCACCCGUGACUACUGCGCGCGAGCAGCGAGGAAGAAGAAGAUGAAUCAUUAGACCCCCCAGCUCAAUACGGCCUAUGGCUUAGGGUUUCACAUUUCGAAGUCCGGGAGAAUAUAUACAUACUCUCUUUCUCUCUUUCUUUCGAGAGUCCUCCUGAAACCAUCCAGCUUGAAGUUCUGGGAACUUUAUUAACACACAGGGACGGGAAUUUGUGGUUUUAUUAGAGCAACGAAGCUCUGAGACGACGAGAAAGGAGAAGAAGAAGGAGGAGACAUCGUCCGGGACAAUGGGUCAUCGAGAAAGCUCGAGCAUCCCUCUCUCUCCUGCGAUUCUAUCGUUGGUACUUGUGCUCUUGAUCCCGUGCACGAGGAGCCAGCUGCAAUCCUCUCAAGCCUGGUCCCUCCUGCGAAUCCAGCGUCUCCUCAACUACCCCCCGGCUUUGAGUAGCUGGAAUACCACGACGGACUUGUGCUACGCCGAGCCCAAUCCAUCCGUCACCGUCGUCUGCUACGAGGACAGCAUCACCCAGCUCCAUAUCGCCGGCAACGACAGCUUCCUCGCCCUGCCUCUACCCCGCAGCUUCUCCAUCGACUCCCUCUUCACCACCCUCACUCGCCUCCCCAACCUCAAGGUCCUCUCCCUCACAUCCCUCGGCUUGUGGGGUCCCCUGCCCCCCAAGAUUGCCCGCCUCUCUUAUCUCGAGAUCGUCAACCUGAGCUCCAAUUUCCUGUACGGCGCCAUCCCGGAGCGGAUCUCCGAUCUGAGGAACCUCCAGACGCUGAUACUCGACCGCAACCUGUUCGGCGGCCGGAUCCCCGAUUCCUUGGGUGCGCUCUCGCUGCUGGCCGUGCUCAGCGCGAGGAACAACUCCCUCAGCGGGCCUCUUCCCGAUUCCCUCGCCACCCUGGAGUCGCUGCGAGUCCUCGCCCUCUCCUCCAACAGCCUCUCCGGCCAAGUGCCGGACCUCCGCGGUCUCGCCAACCUUCAAGUGCUCGAUCUGGAGCGCAACUUCCUCGGGCCGCAGUUCCCGCAGGUGGCGAGGAAGGUGGUGACUCUUGUCUUGAGGGAAAACAGGUUCACCGGCGGCCUCCCAGCCGACGCAAUUAGCUCCUGCUAUCUACUCCAGCAGCUGGACAUAUCGUCCAACAGAUUCGUCGGGCCGUUUCCGCCGUCGCUGCUGUCCCUGCCUUCCCUUCGCUAUCUAAACGUUGCUGGGAAUAGAUUUACUGGAAAGCUUUUCUCCAACACGUCGUGCAAUGACGAGCUCGAGUUUAUCGACCUGUCCUCGAAUCUUCUGUCCGGGAACUUGCCGACGUGCCUGGUGUCCAAUUCCACUCACAGGGUGGUCAAGUUUUCGGCGAAUUGCCUGGCGGCCCAAGAUCGGACUCAGCACCCGCCCUCCGUUUGCCAGAAUGAGGCUUUGGCUGUCGGAAUAUUGCCUCGCAAGCAAAGCAAGGCAUCGGCUUCUAAGGCACUUGUCGUGACCGGUAUAGUGGUAGGGGUUGUGGGAGGCGCGUUGCUUCUUGGUUUCCUCAUCUUCUUCGCUCUCAGAAGAGCGAGUCUCAAGAGAGCACUGAAAACACCCCCAAGAAGAUUAAUAGAGCAUGCUUCGAGUGGGUACCCUUCCAAGUUGCUGGCUGAUGCAAGGUACAUAUCGCAAGCAAUGAAGCUCGGAGCACUUGGAAUUCCAUCAUAUCGAUCAUUUUCAUUGGAAGAGCUUGUAGCUGCUACAAAUAACUUUGAAACAUCAAGUUUCAUGGGAGAAGGUUCUCAUGGUCAGAUGUACAGAGGAAGAUUAAAUGAUGGUUCCCUGGUGGCAAUAAGAUGCUUAAAACUUAAAAAAAGCCAUACUUCUCAGAAUUUCAGUCGUCACAUUGAACUGAUUUCAAAGCUCAGACAUCGCCAUCUAGUCAGUGCUCUUGGACACUGCUUUGAGUAUUACCUUGAUGACUCCACUAUCAGCAGAUUAUUUCUUGUUUUUGAAUACAUAUCUAAUGGAACACUGAGAAGCAAUAUUUCAGAGGGAGUUGCAGAGAAAAAGCUUACAUGGACGCAAAGGAUAUCAGCUGCCAUUGGUGUUGCAAAGGGUAUCCAGUUUCUGCAUGCAGAUAUCAUACCUGGUUUGUUUGCAAAUGAUCUGAAAAUCACAAAAGUACUUUUAGAUCAGAACCUUGUUGCAAAAAUCAGCAGUUAUAAUCUCCCAGUAUUAGCAGAGAAUAUGAAAGCCGAGGUACUAACUGGAGGUUCUUCAAAUGGGUCAAAGGAAUUGAAUGAAUGGGCUAAGCAUGCGGAUAAAAUUGACAUCUAUGACUUUGGUGUCAUCUUACUUGAAGUUGUAUGUGGAAGACCAAUCACAUCUCAAAGUGAAGUGGAAAUAAUAAGGGAUCAGUUGCAAGCAAGCGUUGCAGCUGAUGGGGCUGGUAGGAGCAUUGUGGAUCCGGUCAUAAGUCGGGCAUGCUGUGAUGAAUCCUUGAAAACAGUUGUUGAGAUUUGUUUACGAUGCCUUUCCAAGGAGCCAUCACAGAGACCUUCAGUUGAGGAUGUACUCUGGAACUUACAGUUUGCUGCUCAAGUCCAAGAUGCAUGGAGGGGAGAUUCUCAAAGCAGCGAAGAUUCACCGUUAUCUCCUCAUCCUCCCAGCUCACCACUCACUGUCAAUUAGCAGCAGCACAACUCACAACAUGAUUGUCAAACUUUUUGCCCAUGCGUCAAGCAGCUUAAUGCUGGGGGCAACCAUCGUCUUCGCAUCGUCUUUCAUCACAAUUUAUUGCUAAUAGCUGCAUUGUCCUCAGGAGAUGAUGGGCGUGGAACAAUGCAAAGAUCACUAUUUCAUCCAUUCUCAACGAAGACUGGCCGGCUUUUCUGGAGUGAUCUUUGACGCAUGUGGGAAAAAGCCAUCUGUAGUCUUCCUGAUACCGCGAGCUGAAGUUUUUCUGAAAGUUUGUAGCAUCAAGACCCUGCAAGACAGAUUUCUGAAAGUGUAAAUUUAGUUUAAUAUUUUGUUUCUAUAUGAACCAAGCCAGUGACUCCUGGCAAGCUAUGUUCUGUUUAUACAAAUGGUUUUAAGAGAGAGCUGUCAAUGCAUAUGCAAAUAGUUUCAAGGGA
This is a messenger RNA of Phoenix dactylifera (date palm), 3345 nucleotides long. Its product is annotated as Leucine-rich repeat protein kinase family protein. Gene Ontology annotation, biological process: protein phosphorylation. NCBI's taxonomy places the organism in Eukaryota, Viridiplantae, Streptophyta, Magnoliopsida, Arecales, Arecaceae. Gene Ontology annotation, molecular function: ATP binding; protein kinase activity. The record is from RefSeq and is a predicted model, not a curated record.